This is a messenger RNA of Saprolegnia diclina VS20, 990 nucleotides long. RefSeq lists its product as hypothetical. Lineage: Eukaryota; Oomycota; Saprolegniomycetes; Saprolegniales; Saprolegniaceae. The coding region runs from base 1 to 990 and encodes 329 amino acids. The transcript has 6 exons. The record is from RefSeq and is a predicted model, not a curated record.
AUGACGACUCGCGACGGCAACUUUGACGAGCCAGCCUUCGUCACGAUCGGUGACCCGUACAAGGACCCCGCGGAGCCCAAGGUCCACUUCAUCGCGGGCCGGAAGCAGUUUCUCACGACGGGCCCCAAGCCCGGGCAAACCGGGUCGAAUUGGGGCCCCGGGCCACGCAAGUUUAUCGGGCUCGAUGGACAAUACCAAGAGCGCUACAAGGAAGAGAACAAGGCGCGGCUGGAAAACACCAAAAAGCACUUGAAACCGAGCGGAUUUACCUACUCGUCCCACUCCAAGAAGAGCUGCGGACCUGGUGACUACUUUGGCUCGUUCUACGACCCGAAGAACCAAGAAAGUGUCGAGCCGCCGCCACCGGUACCCCGACCCAACCCCAAAGAACGCAACUUUGAACGACGCAACGUGUUAACAUCACCCACGAAGAAAGGGACACUGGGCUACACCGGCACGCUCAUCGGCGCCAAGGUGAUUCCGGCCAUGCCCGCCGAGUUCGAGUCGGUGCGCCAAGCAGAGCGGGAAGCGAUGAAGCGACACAAGGAGAAGCUGGGGGACCGCAAGGCGUUCAAGUCCAUUUCGCACCCGGUGGAUUACUUUGAUACUAACGACCACGUCGCGGCGUCCCGAGUGUUUGAGUGGGACGAAGACUGCAAGAAGCGCCCACCCGAGAAGGAAGAGCUCAUGAACCCAAAGGAGCGGGCGGUGGCGCACGCGCCAACGUUCAAGUCAUGGCGGCCAAGCCACGCAGGAAAGGAAGGCGAAGCCGGUGUCUUUGACAAGUUUCCCGAGCGGCUGCCCGACCCGUACGACGAGCGCGUCGUGAACCGCGCGAUGCUUCCAAACCGAAGAAACCCCGUCGAGAUUGCAACCCAAGGUCUCUCGGACAGCAUUCGCGAGCGGAAGAGCUUCAAGCCCACGAGCUGUCCAAAGAAGAAGUUCACGACGGGCACCGUGCUCCUCGGCAUCCACAAGCACAAGUUGUAG